Messenger RNA from Drosophila hydei, 1163 nucleotides. RefSeq lists its product as uncharacterized. The coding region runs from base 108 to 1163 and encodes 351 amino acids. The record is from RefSeq and is a predicted model, not a curated record. The transcript has 3 exons. NCBI's taxonomy places the organism in Eukaryota, Metazoa, Arthropoda, Insecta, Diptera, Drosophilidae.
CUUUAAAGUAUAACCAAAGUGAUUGGUCGAGUUUCUUUUACGAUUACGUGCUAAAAAGCCCAGAGACUUGGCAGUAUAUUAAAGCUUGAAUCGCGCAAAGUGCAGAAAUGAGACAGCUUGCUCUGCUCUGGACUCUGCUAGCCGUUUGGCCCGCAACUCAAGCGGCCCUGCAGCGCCCACAUGGCUACGACGAUGACAACACGCCACUCCAACUGAGUCUCGAGGAUCUGGAGCGUGAGCAGGAGCAGAGUUUCGAUCUCAAUCGCCUGCCACUGCUGCCCACGCACUACGAGUGGCAUCCCAGCGUAGCGGCCAGUGUGCCGCCCAACUACGUCCACGAUGCCGCCAAGCUGGAGCAGGUGGAACGCUUGCGCCAGCUGCAGCAGCAGCAUCAGCAGCUGAGCGCUGGUUACGCACUGCCCGACCAGCUGUCAGGCGGCUUUCUGCUGCUACAAGACGCCAAUGUCUCACCUCCAACGGCCUCAACUGCAGCAACGCCAACAACAACAGCAGCAACGAAGACACAAACGCGAUUUCUACAACCCAUUGUGCCCUUUGAUCUGGACCUGCAGCUUCAACUAAAUGGCGUGCAAUAUCUGAAUGGCAAUGCGCUACCUGCUCCCACAGCAUUGCUGCCACGCCCCAUACCAAGACCAAGGCCCGUAGCGCAUCCACUGCGACCACCGUACGCUUUCUUACAGCAGCAGCAGUCGCUGCGUUCCCAUGGCAGCCCAGUGUCUCUUCCGCUACUGCUGCCGCAGUCCAAGCAGUUCGCCUAUGCCCCUGUGGCUCAGCGCAAUUAUGCGUCCGCUACCCGCAUUCCGCUGCCCUAUCCGCCCAGCUUUGUCAGCAUUACGACGCGCCGGCCAGCGUCUGGGUACGCAGCCAGCUAUUCGAAGCCCUUCCGGCCGUCGCCGCCAGAUCUGACCCCGGAUCUAUUCGCCGGACGUGAUUCCAAAUCGUUGCUGGAGUCGUACAUACCCAGCUGGGAGGUGUUGCGUCUGUAUCAGCAGCACCAAACGCCGCGUCCGCUGCAUCGCCAUACGCUGGCCUAUGCGGUGCCCAGCCUGAGAGUCUUCAAGCGAGACUCUCAGCUGGAAGCUGCGUCCGAGCGUAGUCGCAUCGUCAAGAAGUCUCUGGACAAGCAGCUGGCGCCACAUUAG